Messenger RNA from Aspergillus lentulus, 396 nucleotides. The record is from RefSeq and is a predicted model, not a curated record. NCBI's taxonomy places the organism in Eukaryota, Fungi, Ascomycota, Eurotiomycetes, Eurotiales, Aspergillaceae.
AUGAAAGUGCUUCGAAUCCAGCCAGCCCAUUCGGCUGAAGGCGAGGAACAACCUAGCUGCUGGGCACCACCUCAGUGUAGCGAGUGUAACGACAUUGCGCGGAGACCGGCACAACAUUGGACUGUCCUUGCGGCCCACGCAGCAGCUAACGAAGGCAUGCGGUUCGGUAUGGGGAUGGAUUUGGCCCCCACCAGAGUCAACGUCGUGGCUCCUGGAGCGGUGACGACACCACUCUUAGAGAGACUGCCUGCGUCAGGGUGGGAAAGGUGGAGGAGACAGUUAUUGACGGAGGAACUGGGAAAGGCGGAGGAUGUGGCACAGGCUUACAUCUACUCGAAGGACAGGUCCGCCACCGGAGCUCUGAUCGAUAGUAGCGACGGAAGGUUGUUCAGUUAG